AUGACUGAACAACAACAAGACCGGGAGACCAAGGUCGCCAUUGUUACCGGUGCCAAUGCAGGUGUUGGAUACGGCAUCAUACAACGACUCUUGGAGCAAGAAGAGGAUAUCCAAAUCGUCAUGGCAUGUCGCAAUGGGGGUCGAGCCAGCCGAGCUAGACUUUCACUCCUGCAGCAGUUUCCAUCAGCCAACAUCAACAUUGAACUCGUGGACUUGGCCAAUGCUCAAUCCGUCUUUAGGUUUUGCGAUAAUAUCAAGUCAAGGUACACCUCUAUCAACUACUUGUUCUGCAACGCGGGUAUCUUGAGCACACUUGGCCUUAACUGGAAGGAGCUCGUUUGGCUAUUCUUUCAGGAUCCUGCUGGUUUCUUUGAGCGUUCAGAUGCUACGAUCCAAGCAACAGGCGAGAUCAACGAGGAUGGCAUGGGCAAAGUGUUUGCAGCCAAUGUGUUUGGUCAUUAUGUGAUGUUGCGUGAAUUGGAAGGAUUAUUGGAUGCAAGUGGUGAUGCACGCGUGAUUUGGACAAGCUCGUUGACUGCCGAGAAAUCAGCAUUUGAUAUCGAUGAUUGGCAAGGCUUGAAGAGUACGUUCCCGUAUGAAUCAUCCAAGUGGGCAUGUGAUUUGAUUUCUAUCAAGAGCAAUGAUCGUUAUUCCAGUGAGAACCACCAUAUCAUCUCUUUUACUACAUCUCCAGGCGUCGUUGCGAGUGCUAUUAUUGACUUGCCAAUGGUCUUGGCCAAAUUGCGUGUUGGGUUGCAAUAUGUGUAUCGAUUUUUGGGCGUCUCCUCGCAGACGAUUACGGGAUACGCGGGUGCCAUUUCGAACGUUUAUGUUGCUCUUCAGCCGCUGAAAGCACUCAACUACUUGUACCGCUAUACCUCGCUGGCAGAUCGUUGGGGCACACCCUAUGUCGAAGCAACAACAGUUUCCGAUUAUGAUCCCAUGACAGCGGAAAAGUUACUACAACAUUGCGAGCUCGCCUAUCAAGCUCAAAAGCGACUAGUGUCAUCAUCCAAGAAAUAG
Lichtheimia ornata is the source of this 1023-nucleotide messenger RNA. RefSeq lists its product as uncharacterized. Bases 1 to 1023 code for a protein of 340 amino acids. Gene Ontology annotation, molecular function: 3-beta-hydroxysteroid 3-dehydrogenase (NADP+) activity. The transcript has 5 exons. Gene Ontology annotation, cellular component: endoplasmic reticulum membrane; lipid droplet; mitochondrial outer membrane. NCBI's taxonomy places the organism in Eukaryota, Fungi, Mucoromycota, Mucoromycetes, Mucorales, Lichtheimiaceae. The record is from RefSeq and is a predicted model, not a curated record.